This is a messenger RNA of Nezara viridula (southern green stink bug), 1917 nucleotides long. The record is from the annotation of a GenBank genome assembly. Lineage: Eukaryota; Metazoa; Arthropoda; Insecta; Hemiptera; Pentatomidae.
AUGGAGCAAACUUUAAACAACCAAGAUCGUGAAGAAGAUGGGUCCUUCGUCGACAAUGUUUGGACGGUACGUGGCAGAUAUUCUUGGCUUAAUCCAGAGGGUACUAUUAGGCAUAUCGAGGAGUUCACAUCUGGAGAUCAGGGGUACAGAUUGACAAAAGAUGAAGUUGUAGAAUCUAACGGACAGACAGGAGUGAGAAUACCUUCUUCGACAGAGCAGUUAGGCACAAAACUAUCUAUUUUACGGGAAAAAAUGGGAGAAAGAAAAACAUUUAGUGCAAGAAAGCCUGUAUCGAAUGGGCGGUUUGGUUUAAAACAAUCUUCAUUGAAUAGGGAAUCCGAUGUGAGUCAACCGUCUUUGAAUGGACAGUUUGGUUUAAGACAACCUUCAUUAAAUAGCCAAGUUGGUCUAAGACAACCUUCACUGGAUGGCCAAUUUGCUCUAAGACAACCCUCAUUAGAUGGACAGUUUGGUCUAGCGCAACCUCCAUUAGAUGGACAAUUCGGUCCUAGACAAACUUCAUUAGAUGUACAGUUUGGUACUAGCCAACCUUCUUUAGAUGGCCAGUUUGGUACUAGACAACCUUCAUUAGAUGGCCAGUUUGGUAUAAAGCAACCUCCAGUAUAUGGACAACCUUCAUUGAAUGGACAGUUUGGUCCUAGACAACCUUCAUUGGAUGGUAGGUUUGUUCUAAGGCAAUCUCCAUUAGAUGGACAGUUUGGUCAGAGGGAACCUCCAUUUCUUAGACAACCUUCAUUAGAUGGGCAGGUUGGGCAAAGACAACAGCCAUUAUAUGGACAAUCUUCAUUGGAUGGACAGCUUGGUCCUAGACAACCUCCAUUUGAUGGCCAGUUUGGUCCUACACAACCUUCAUUAGUUGGACAGUUUGGUCUAAGACAACCUUCAUUAGAUGGGCAGGUUGGUCAAAGGCAACCACCAUUAUAUGGGCAAUCUUCAUUGGAUGGCCAGCUUGGUUCUAGACAAACUCCAUUGGAUGGCCAGUUUGGUCUGAGACAACCUCCAUUAGAUGGACGGUUUGGUCAGAGGCAGCCUCCAGUAUAUGGACAAUCUUCAUUGGAUGGACAGCUUAGUCCUAGACAACCUCCACUAGAUGGCCAGUUUGAUCUAAGACAAACUUCGCUGGAUGGCCAAUUUGGUCCUACACAAUCUUCAUUAGUUGGACAGUUUGGUCUAAGACAACCUUCAUUAGAUGGGCAGGUUGGUCAAAGGCAACCACCAUUAUUUGGGCAAUCUUCAUUGGAUGGCCAGCUUGGUUCUAGACAAACUCCAUUGGAUGGCCAGUUUGGUCUGAGACAACCUCCAUUAGAUGGACGGUUUGGUCAGAGGCAGCCUCCAGUAUAUGGACAAUCUUCAUUGGAUGGACAGCUUAGUCCUAGACAACCUCCACUAGAUGGCCAGUUUGAUCUAAGACAAACUUCGCUGGAUGGCCAAUUUGGUCCUACACAAUCUUCAAUGGAUGGACCAUUUGGUCUAAGACAACCUCCACAAGAUGGACAGUUUGGACAGAGACAACCUCCAUUUCUUAAACAACCUUCAUUAAAUGGGCAGGUUGGUCAAGGGCAACCGCCAUUAUUUGGACAAUCUUCAUUGGAUGGCCAGUUUAGUCCUACUCAACCUUCAUUGGAUGGACAGUUUGGUCUAAGACAACCUUCUUCAGAUGGCCAGUUUGAUCUAAGACAACCUUCUUCAGAUGGCCAGUUUGAUCUAAGACAAACUUCAUUCGAUGGUCAGUUUAGUCCUAUAAAACCUUCAUUAGAUGGACAGUUUGGUCCAAGACAACCUCCAUUGACUGGGCAGUUUAGUACAACGCAAUUUGACAAAGGAUACCCGCCAUACAACCCUCAAUAUGACGGUGAAUAUUUAGAAUUAUUUCAGAUGGAUAUGUGUGAUGUUUGA